This is a messenger RNA of Opisthocomus hoazin, 867 nucleotides long. The record is from RefSeq and is a predicted model, not a curated record. Lineage: Eukaryota; Metazoa; Chordata; Aves; Opisthocomiformes; Opisthocomidae.
CAGAUGCUACAGCUGCCACAGCCUCAGUCCCUCCAGCAGAGGUUGGUGCUUCUCAGGAGGCUGAUCAGGUGUUUGAGCCGGCGGAUCGCUUGCCCUCCCGGAGUGAGGCAGCCGCUGUGCAGCCCGUCAUUGGGAUCAGUCAGAGAGUGCAGAUGAACUCCAAAGAAAAGAAGGACUUAGGGACACUAGGGUAUGUGCUGGGGCUGAUCAUGAUGGUGAUAAUCAUUGCUAUUGGAGCCGGCAUUGUCCUUGGGUACGUCUAUAAGAGGGGGAAAGAUCUGAAGGAGAAGCACGAACAGAAAGUUUAUGAGCGUGAAAUGCAGCGCAUCACACUGCCACUCUCAGCGUUCACCAAUCCUGCCUGUGAGCUCGUAGAAGAGAACACGAUCGUGGUGCACACUAACCAGACGCCCGUGGAGGACACGUGCGAUGGUGGUGGACCGCUGAUGGGGCAGGCGGGUACUCCUGGUGCCUGAGCAGCUCGGGCAGGAGCAAAGCCUCCAGCUGGGAGUGCGGGGGUUGCGUGUGUUCAUUUCUACUUUGUUUUCUUUUUGAUGAAAGCCAGAUGAAGGUGAUGCAGAGGGACAGAGCGAUGGGCUAUUCAUCAUGAUCUGUUUGAGGGACACCAUUUACUGCAUGGCCAGCUGGGGACUGGUGUGGUGGGCCCCGCUGCUUCCUCCCACCUAUCUCCAUGGUGUGCCAAGGAGCUGGGUGGGAUGAUGGGCCAGGCUCACAACUGGCCACAGAUCCUGUAGCCCGCAGUAUGGUCUUGGCUUCCUCUUUUUUUGUUCCUUUCCUAUUUAACGGUGUGCACUGUUACUUAAGUUUCAGCCUGGAAUCCCAGGAGGGAGCAGUACUGCAGGGACU